Molecule: messenger RNA, 1864 nt
Organism: Malurus melanocephalus (red-backed fairy wren)
Lineage: Eukaryota; Metazoa; Chordata; Aves; Passeriformes; Maluridae
Product: meteorin-like protein
Exons: 5
Coding region: 1-948 (315 amino acids)
Molecular function (GO): hormone activity
Source: RefSeq, a predicted model, not a curated record
AUGGUGGUCAUGGGCAAGCCUGUUGUAAAUUGUAUUUAUGGUUUGGAGAACGUUCUGUUUAAUGCAUCUUUAAAUGUUUUUAGAAUUGCUGGAGUGAGCCGUGCACAGCACCAGCUUGAGGCAGACUUUAGCCUGAAGUUGUGGAAGGAGUCACAGCGCAGCGGUCUGAGCCGGGAGCCGCGCUCCCGUGCCGUGGAGCAGGUCCAYCUGCGCUGCACCGAGGGUUCUCUGGAGUGGAUGUACCCGGCCCGAGCCCUGCGAGUGCUGCUGGAGCCCAACCUGGCCAGCGCCCAGCACAGCACGCUCUGCAUCAAACCCGCCCGCGACUUCCAGGGCGCCAGCGUGUACGUGGAGCGAGCYGGGCAUCUGCAGCUGGUGCUGAGCGAGGCACAGGGGGCUCGGCCCCACCAUGUGUCCUGCUUCAGCGCCCACACGGCCCGGAGAGUGGCCCUGUUCCUGCAGGCCAGCCCGCACAGGGACAUCAGCCGCCGCACCGCCAGCUUCCAGUACGAGCUGCUGAGCRAGCAGAGCGCCGCCGGCCCCGACUUCAAAAAGAUGGCCCUGGCGGAAGCUAUGUGCCGUCCUUGUGACAACGUGGAACUCCUCAUGGCCAUUUGCAGCAGUGAUUUUGUGGUGAAAGGAUCCAUCCGAAAUGUCUCCCACGACUCAGAGAACCACAUGUCCCGGGUGGAUGUCAGCGUCCAGAGGGUCUACAGGCAGAAAAACCGGAUUUUCCAGCAGGAGGAGGGGAGUGGGCAGUGGCRAGGCCCCAUCCGAACCCUGCUGCAGUGCAAGGUGAAGAAGGGAGGGGGAGAUUUCCUCUUCACCGGCAAYGAACACUUCGGGGAAGCUUGGCUGGGCUGUGCUCCUCGGUUUAAGGAUUUCAUGUUGGUUUACCGGGCUGCCAGGGAAAGGGGAGCCAACCCGUGUGAGUUUGAGCUGGACUGACACCACAGACACCGGGGAGUUGGAAGAUCUCAGCCCAGUCUUUGGAUGUUGAAUCUGGAGCAGAGUUAAAACCAAGGACUAAUGUUAACAAUUGCACCCAAACUGGAAUCUGGAGAAUUUCCUGAAGAUAAUGGCUCUGUGAGCCCUGUGAACUCUGACUUUUAACCCACAUUAAUUUCUCUUUCUUUACAUCUUCUUUGCUUCUUUGGAUUUUGGAAAGAMAGUCUUUUGAGGGAAGUUAGAAAGUAGCCUGUGCCUGUACAACAAAAUUUUCUCUAACAUCUUUUGCUCUGUGCACAUAUUAUAUGCUUUUUCUCUAGAUAUUUUUCUCUUCUCCCCAUUCUCUGCUUGAUUUUUCUUCUUUACAGGAAAAUGUGGAAACUCUCUCUAAACUGGGGAGAAAGAGCUGACCUCUAAAGCAAAARAAAAGCCCUUUCUUCCUCACCAAGAACUACUUGAUUUUUAAAAUGGAAUGUAGAUCCUGUAAAAAGUACAUGAUCUUUUACUUAUAUUGAAAAACAUUAAGGAGUUUAUUACAAACAGACAAAAUGGAAGUGACUCRCCUCCCUAAAGUUCUGUUGAACUAAAGAUCAAGAAUUGCUCAUGAUGGUAUUUUCACCUAAAUUAUCUGCCUCUUUUCCAUUAGCUUUCAUUAUUUGAAUGGUGGCUCCUCCCAUCCUCCCUUGGGACGCUUUAGCCAGCCUCACAUAAUUGCCAGUAUUUUAUGUAAAUGGAAUUGCUACACCGUAAAAUGAUAUACAAAUGUGUCUGCCACACAGAGGCCAAUAAAUGGUGUGAAUAAACCCAUUAUUUCCCAUGUAAUGGCAUCUGAUUGCAGCCUGGGCACCACGGGGCUGACAGAUGUGAGCCCAUGACAGGGCCUGGAGAAAACUGAAUGAGGAGCACUCUUGACAGG